Molecule: messenger RNA, 531 nt
Organism: Cryptomeria japonica (Japanese cedar)
Lineage: Eukaryota; Viridiplantae; Streptophyta; Pinopsida; Cupressales; Cupressaceae
Exons: 1
Coding region: 1-531 (176 amino acids)
Source: RefSeq, a predicted model, not a curated record
AUGCCAUUUGGGUUGACUAAUGCUCCUGCUACCUUCCAGUCUUAUAUGAACAGAUUCUUUCAAAAGCAGUUGAGGAAUUUCGUGUUAAUCUUUCUUGAUGACAUUCUGAUCUAUAGCAGGACAUGGAAAGAACACCUCAAGCACAUAGAGGAAGUGCUUAGCAUCUUUGAAUCAGAAAGUCUGUUUGCCAAAGAAUCCAAAUGUGAAUUUGGAAUGAAGGAGCUAUUUUACCUUGGUCACAUAAUCAGUGCUGAUGGAGUGAAGGUUGAUCUCAAAAAGAUCGAGGCAAUAGUUGAUUGGCCACCCCUAGAGAACUUGACUCAUUUGAAAGGGUUCUUGGGUCUUUGUGGUUUUUACAGAAGAUUGGUGAAGGGCUAUUCACAGAACGCUGCUCCUCUUACUAACCUCAUGAAAAAGGGAUCUUUUUGUUGGACAGAAAAGGCUCAAACUACUUUUGAUAAGUUUAAGAAGAUCAUGAGCUCUUGUCCAGUUUUGACAAUUCCAGAUUUCUCCAAGCCCUUUGAGCUAUAG